CAGGUGGCAACGGAGAAGGAAUGGCCGCUGGACGUCUGCGAGGCGUCAUGGCGACUGCAGGAAGCCGAGCUCUCGGCCCUCCGAGCUCUCUUCAUGGACGACUUCAAGGAGAGCAACUCGCUGCCGCCGCGCUUCCAGAUCCGCAUCCGUAGCAGCGACCUGACCGAAGAGGAGGAGUGCUUCCUCACCUCCCACGGCUACCAAGUCUCGCUGUCGCUGGUGGUGACCCUGACGCGAGCCUAUCCCGAGGAGCCGCCGAUGGUCGAAGUGCGCUGGGACGGCCUGCAGGAGGGCCUCUCCGAGUCACGCUACCCCGAACUCUACUCUGUGCUCCAGCGUCAGGCUCAGGAGAACUUGGGCUCCUUCAUCAUCUCCGAGAUGGUCGAAACUGCGCGCGCCUGGGUCGUUGCGCAGGCUCGGGCCAAGUUGCAGCAAUUGAAAGCCAAGGCCGAGCGCGAGAGGGAAAGGAGGAAGGCCGUGCGCAGCAAGCUGGGCUUGGGGUCGGGCUCGCGCGAAGCCCUGCUCAAGUCCAAGGAGGACGAACUGACCCGCAGCAUGCAGCAACGGCGCGUCAGGCAUAUGAUCGAAAAGGACACCUUCUACGGCCAAGCCAUGAAGGAGAUCUACAAGUGGGACUACGACAUCUUCAACAUGGAGCAGGUCCUCUCCCUCCAGAAGGCCAAGGAGGCCAAGGUGCAGGAGGUGAUGGGUCCGCAGGUGCCGGCCGCGGUCGUGCGUGUGCUUCUCCACCAUGCACGGUGGGACGCCGACGCCCUCAUUCGCCGCUAUCGCCUGCUUACCGAUGGCGCGUCGCCGGCCUCGCCGGCUCGUGCCGCCGGAUGUGAGGGCGAUCUCGGCGACGAGAGCGAACGGGGCAAGGGCAUCCAGCAGCUCUACGCUGAGGUCGGGCUCCCAUUCGUCGAGCGCGGCAAGCACGAGUCGGCCGGCGACGAGGAAGAGGUGCACUUCCACCUGAUGGCCUCGAUCCCCGCCAAGGCCUCCUGCGGUAUCUGCAUGGACGACUUCAGCACCAGGACCAUGACCUCCCUGUCGUGUGGUCAUUGGUUCUGCAACGACUGCUACGGCACGUACCUGGUGAUGCAGAUCACGGAUGGCGCGUCGGACGCCAUCCGGUGCGCGCACUUCCGGUGCCCGUUCAUUGUCGACCCCGUGACGGUGGUGUCGCUGGUGUCGCGCGAGAUCUACCGCAAGUUCGUCACCUUCGCCGCCCAGCGCUACAUCGAGACCGACAACAGCCUGUUCCGGUGCCGCGGCACGCGGUGCGCCAGCAUCAUUCACCUACGGCACCACACCAAGGACGUCGCCUGCCCCUGCUCCCACAUCUCGUGCUCUCAAUGCGGGGAGGAGGGCCACUUCCCGAUACCGUGUGAUGUGGCCAAGUGGCACAUGAAGAACUAUGGUCACCAAUACGCCCCGAAAGACCUCGAAGCCACGUUCGACUGGCUCAUGGUUCGUUCCACCGGACAUAGCUGGCUCUGUGGUGCCAAGUGGACGUAUCACGACUGUAAUGGCACGUGGAAGGGCCAGAGAGAUCGCGAGGAGCGGCUCAAGGAUCAGAUCCUGUCGAGCACCGUCACCUUCUUCGAGUGGUACAACGCGCAGCUCCUCCCGUUGAACACCUUCGCCAAGAUCGCCGGGGCCACAAGCAUUAAGGCCCAGCGGUACCUCGAGAAGCGAAAAGACGCGUCUGCCAGGGGAGUCCGCGUCAUCAAGAGCGCUCUCCAUCACAUCUUCCUGGUCUCCAAGCUGGGCUGCUAUCGGUCGGAGCAUCCCGGAUCCGGCAGCACCAAGAACCUGCAGGCCGCUAUGUUUGGCGUCAACGCCUCCCUGGUGCGGGUCAAAGACUUCUUGGACAUGCCCGCCAAGCACCUUUCAAUCGAGAUGCUCGAGAAUGCGUGUCACACCAUGCGCCAGCGGGCGAGCGAGCUGGUGGGUGUCGUGACCAGGCUGCUCACCGAAGCCGACGGACCCCAACAAGCCCCAGCCAUGGAGCUGGUGGUACGGAGGCUCAGCCAGCAGAAGGGCGGCAAGCGCGUUCCGUUCCCGUCGUCGCUGGAGGCCCUCCUGGCCGACGGAGGCCACGUGCUGGGCAUCACCGCCGUCAGCGCCCGCACCAUCGACAAUCGCAAGCUGGGGCCCGCCUCGCUCGUCGAGCUCCUCGACCGGACCGUGGUCCACCUGCUCACCGCCGUCGAGGAGAAGGAGGUGGCGUCGUAG
This is a messenger RNA of Acanthamoeba castellanii str. Neff, 2238 nucleotides long. Its product is annotated as RWD domain containing protein. Gene Ontology annotation, biological process: cytoplasmic translation. Gene Ontology annotation, molecular function: zinc ion binding; protein binding. NCBI's taxonomy places the organism in Eukaryota, Discosea, Longamoebia, Acanthamoebidae. The annotation marks the transcript as partial. The record is from RefSeq and is a predicted model, not a curated record. The transcript is spliced from 14 exons.